Pelodiscus sinensis (Chinese soft-shelled turtle) is the source of this 3410-nucleotide messenger RNA. RefSeq names its product thioredoxin like 1 (gene TXNL1). Lineage: Eukaryota; Metazoa; Chordata; Testudines; Trionychidae. The record is from RefSeq and is a predicted model, not a curated record.
GUGCAUGCUGGGCGCACCUCUUUCCCGCGGUGACUGUGCAGAUAAGCGGAGGGGUUUGCGGCGCGAGCCUCCGCUUGUGGCGGGGUCCCCGGCCAGGAUGGUCGGGAUGAAGGUAAUCGCCAACGACACCGAGUUCCAGCCCGAGCUCAGCGCUGCCGGCUCCCGGCUCGUCGUGGCCAAGUUCACCAUGCGGGGAUGUGGUCCUUGUUUGAGGAUAGCUCCAGCGUUCAGUGCUUUGAGUAAUAAAUAUCCCCAGGCAACUUUUUUGGAAGUAGAUGUACAUCAGUGCCAGGGAACAGCUGCAACCAAUAAUAUAUCAGCAACACCAACAUUUAUGUUUUUCCGAAACAAAGUGCGAAUUGACCAAUAUCAAGGAGCGGACGCUGUAGGAUUAGAAGAAAAAAUUAAACAGCAUCUAGAGAAUGAUCCUGGAAAUAAUGAGGACACAGAUAUUCCAAAAGGAUAUAUGGAUUUAAUGCCAUUUAUUAAUAAAGCUGGCUGUGAAUGUCUUAAUGAAAGUGACGAACAUGGAUUUGAUAACUGUUUACGUAAAGACUCUACCUACCUGGAAUCUGACUGUGAUGAGCAGCUCCUUAUUACUGUGGCUUUUAAUCAACCUGUCAAGCUUUAUUCCAUGAAGCUUCAAGGGCCAGAUAAUGGUCAAGGUCCCAAGUAUAUAAAAAUCUUCAUCAACCUUCCACGAUCUAUGGACUUUGAAGAAGCAGAAAGAAGUGAACCAACCCAAGCCUUGGAACUAACUCCAGAUGACAUAAAAGAAGAUGGUAUUGUCCAGCUUCGCUAUGUAAAAUUUCAGAAUGUUAACAGUGUAACUUUAUUUGUCCAGUCCAAUCAUGGUGAUGAAGAGACAACAAGAAUUACUUAUUUUACGUUUAUUGGAACUCCAGUCCAAGCAACAAACAUGAAUGACUUCAAGCGACUUAACUUCCCAGCCCCAAAGAACUAAAAAUGCAGAAGAAAAUGUUUAAAAAUGAAUAUUAAGAUUGACCUAGUCUCGCACUACACCCUUCCCUGUUCCCUCUGCUCAUCUACCAUCUGUCUCACCCUUUCCACAAUCUCACCGGUGGGGCAAGAGCCUUCUCUGCAGAUCCUGUGCUCUGGAACAGCUUUCCUGUACCUCUCUGCUUCAUUGACUCAUCUUCUUUUAUCCCAUCUUAAGAGAUUCUCUCGCAACUUUGCUUUCUUAAUUUUUAUGCUUGUUAACAUUAAAACUAGAUAAUAGAUUUGUUACAUAAUGCUUUAGACCUUGUUUUCUGAGACUUUUAUAGUCCAUCUUAUAUUUAAUUCUGUAAAACAAUUUGAGAUGCAAUUUGGGACUUGGUCAAGUUUUUUAAUUUGUUAUAUAAAAUGUAUGGUGAAUAACAGUCUACUUUGCUUUUAAGGUGUAAUCUGUUAUGAAGACAAUUUCAGGUUUUUUUCAUCUAUAGUUACAGUUCCAAACUUCCGAUCUAGUUGGCCAAUUUUUUGGUGGUAAUAUGUUCAGCAAAUCACAAAUUCAUUUCCUUGCCAUUGUUGGGCCAAUCAGGUCAAGCAGUUAUACACAUAAUAAAAAAAUCUAAUUUGAAAGAUUUGUAAAAUUGUCAGAAUUGCAGUACCUAAUCAUAGUUAAGGUACAAUAGCUAACAAACAGCUGUCAUAGCAAGUGACCUGUAAAUGACAAGAGGGAGAUAGAUUUCUUGUAAAAAUUAAGAUAUUGUUCUUACAAUCAUCCUUUAUUUGGGGUACAGAUGGGAAAUCUUUUUGGCCGGUGAUGACACACUAUCCAUUCUGGUGCUUAAUUUUUGCAGGUAAUACACAUGGGCAAGUUGACAAUUCCCACCUCUGAAUGGUAUAGAUCUAUUUCUCGAAUGAUACACAUCUGCUAACAUCUUAAUCUUUGAUAUUAGUGUUUUUAAGUUUAAUCCAAAUCUGGGCACUGUGCUUGGGGUUUGAGAUGCACAAAAUACAUAUUUUGCUUAAGUUUAAUAUUUUUUAACUUGAUUAAUCAUACUUUAACAAGUGAAUGAUUUUUUUUUCUGGACACUUCAACAUUUCUGUCCAACUAGAAUUCUCUUGGCCCUAUGCAUUAGACUCUUCAGCUCAAUGAGCAUCCUUCUGGCCAUCAGUUCUUUGAAGGAAAUGACCAGUAGAUUCCAAAUCUCUUUACAAGGGAAUUCAAUCACCAUUGGGGUAUUUUUGGUGUGAAAACAAUUGCAGCUGAAUGGUGGAAGGCAUUUCCUUUCAGCUGUUGGAGACCCUGCGAAGGAGGAAAUACAGGGAAAGUAACCCAGAUCUCCCAUGUCACAGCAGAACAUAAUCACUGUUCCAACCAGGUUCACCAACCUUCAUCUUUCAGCCAGUACUAAAGUACAGAGUUCUAUAAACCUUUGUGAGAAAAUGCUGUGUCUUUGGGAAACAAGGUGUACAGCAAAGGUAACCAUACUAUCCCGUAAACACAUUUUCCCACAGCAAGCAGCUUUGAAAAGUAAAAAUCUCUAUUUUAAUAAGACUUCAGCAUUAUCAGUACUAUUGUGCUAAAUUUAGAAGGGUAAGCAGAUAAAAGCAGAGGAUGAUUUUCCCCCCCUUCAUUUGUUUAGUUUGUAACCAGUUACUUCUGGGUUGUCAAAUUCAAAUAUAUAGUUCUAGUCUGAAAGGUGACUACACACCAAUCUGCUGCCUAUCUUGUGUGUACUUAUCUUAGCUAAGUGAACUGGAUUCUUUCUUUCUGUGUAGCAAAGAAUGGUUUAAACUCCAGUUCUUUUUACUUGUGUGUGCAGCCUCAAAGCUAUUGAGAUGUCUGUAGAAGGCAAAUCUGCCCUCUAAAUCUUUACUGCUGGUGAUGUAUAGAAAGGGAAGAACUAAACUUGAAUCUGAUUCCAUACUGUUUGCAGAGCUUGCAGUUAGGAAUUAUUUUCACUGACCAUGUGCACACUUGACAUCAGUCAUUGACAAUAAAUGUAGAAUGCUGCUAUGCCACUUCUGUUUACUUUUCAGUGUUGAAUUGAAUUCUAAAGCAACAUUUCUUGACAAAGACCUAUCCUUAAUGUAAACCUAGUUGAUCUCCUGCCUAGAAGGUUGGGUUUGGGGUAGUCUUACCACUAAACUUUGUGUUCAGAUCUGAUUCUUGAUAUCUAACUUGGUUUUGUGAAUAAUAAAAAUAUGUAGAUUGUUUGCUUUUUCCUAACUUGCUCAAACAAAUGAGAUUUUUACUAUCUGGAUUAAAAAUACUAAAAAUUGGGGAUUUCCUCACACAAUGUUUAAUCGUUGCAGGAAUUUAUAGCUCCAUCAGUUUACGGCACUAGAAUGUGUGCUGAAAAAUCCAUGAAUACCAUGGGAGGAAUAUCACGUUUUGUUUAGAGCUUAUAAAAAUGUUUGUGGAGUUUGUUUUCCAACUUAACUUUCAUUAGUGAUUA